Molecule: messenger RNA, 1413 nt
Organism: Magallana angulata
Lineage: Eukaryota; Metazoa; Mollusca; Bivalvia; Ostreida; Ostreidae
Exons: 6
Coding region: 81-803 (240 amino acids)
Source: RefSeq, a predicted model, not a curated record
UGCUAUAAAACUUCCUCAUCUCUGUAAGUGUUGUUAUAAUUUUGAAAAGGAACACUUUUUACAUUGUGAGUCUCUCGGCGAUGGAUAUGCCGAUACAGAUUUUAGCAUUCCUCGUUGUUUGCAUCUGUCAGUAUGUCUGUCAUGAGGACAUAGCAAGACGGAGUCCCCAAAACAAUGCCACAAUCAACAAGAAAUUCAAAAACAAAAAUUUCGUGCAGCUUGGUAGAAAAAGGAUCAAAGCACAGGGGGGAAACAUUGAAAAAUUUGAGAUUAUGAGAAACAACGAAUCCUUGUGGUCUUUUGUGUUUGCAAAAACAUCAACUGAUGCAAAGUUCAAAUAUCAAAAACAUAGGCUGUCGUUUGUGGGACCACAGGGUUCAGAUGAGGCCGAUAACAACACGGGGACAGUCGUCGCUUGUGGACCAGAAGGUGCUCAUCUGAACAUUACAUGGAGACCCAAAGUCAUUGACCCGUAUAAAUGUGUUAGAAUAUACUUUGACAUGAUCAGCCCAACAUACUUCGACAAAGGUCAAGGGAUUCUUGAUAUAUAUCUAAAAGGCAGCCCUUAUCCAAUGUACUCCGUGAUUCGAGACACGUCUUGUAGUUUCUUUAAACAACUUGACCCUUUUAUACAGUGUCCUUUACAAAAAGGAGUGCCAAUAAGAUUUGCGAUUCCAUAUAGCAAGUUAACCCUACAACCUGUGGGUUCGUACACCGUUGUUUUGAAUAUCUUAAGUUUUGAGGCAAAUCCUCCACCACUGUUUGCUUGCGUGAACUUCACCCUACACAUUGCUACAUCAUAACACGUGAUUCAUAAUCCAGAGGGAUGAUGUAUUAUCUUUUCACUAAUAGCGGGACAGUUUUCUUGUCGAUGUCGAAGCAUGCUAAAAUUUUGUAUAUUUAUCAUAUUACUCAUCGGUUGGCUCUUAUAUUUCAUUGUAGGGAAUGCUAAUUUGCAUAUCAAAACAGAACCCAGAAAACGACUUACAAAAGAUAUUCCAUUGCUUUUAAAUGUUUAACCAUAGUGCAGGUAACGAGUCUGGUCGCAAUGUAGAAGAUCAGUGAAAAAAGGGACUGGUAUCAAAUUUCUGCUGGGGAGGGGAAUUUGGGUUUGACCGAUGCUUACAUGGCAUUUUAAAGUUCAUAACACAGUGAUGGGGCAAAUUCGAUGCCAUUCAUCAGUUUACAAAAGUUUAAGAUAUUAAUUGAUUUUUUCAAUCGCCAGUCUCUUAAAGUUAUAUUUUACUUUUAGUUAUUAUUCUAAUAACAGUUCGUCUACUUUUCGAAGUGGGGGGAAGGGGAUACGGCUCUGACUUUUUAUGCUGCGUUAUUACAUCAGUAUUGAUUGUGUGUAUAAUCAUGGAUACAAUAUUUGUGUGUGUAUCAACAUGGAUAAAAUAAAAUGAAUGUCAA